Messenger RNA from Sphenostylis stenocarpa, 990 nucleotides. The record is from the annotation of a GenBank genome assembly. Lineage: Eukaryota; Viridiplantae; Streptophyta; Magnoliopsida; Fabales; Fabaceae.
AUGGGGAGUUCUGCCACUUUUUCCUUGUCUAGUCUUAUGUGUGAAGAAGGCGAAGCUUGCUUCUUUGAAGACCAAGAUGAGAACCCUGACAUUAUUAUUGACGCUGUUGAUUACCCAUGUUUCGUUUUGGAGGAUGAAGAGGAAUACAUUGAGUAUUUGUUCAGACAAGAAACGGGAUUUGGAUCUCAGAAUCAACAAUUUUUGGCCUCCGAUGAUCAAUCAAACAGACACUGGUUGAGGAGUGCCCGUGUGGAUGCCAUUGGCUGGAUUUUCAAUACACGAGCAAAAUUUGGGUUCAGAGUUGAGACGGCCUAUAUAUCAGUGACGUACUUUGAUCGGUUUCUUUCAAAGCGAUCUAUUGAUGAAUCAAAACCUUGGGCUAUUCAGUUAUUAUCUGUAGCAUGUUUAUCUCUAGCAGCAAAGAUGGAAGAGCAAACUGUGCCGGUUCUAUCUGAUUAUCCAAUGGAAGAAUAUCGAUUUGAGAACAAAGUAAUUAAGAACAUGGAACUGAUGAUUUUGAGUACCUUGGAAUGGAAAAUGGGAUCAGCAACUCCUUUUGCCUAUUUGCAUUACUUUGUCGGCAAGUUCUGCCCUGGAUCCAGACCACAAACAAUAAUCACAAAAGCCAUUGAACAUAUUGUGGCCAUGGUCAAAGAUGUCAAUUUGACGGAUCAAAGACCAUCUAUAAUUGCCUCGGCUGCCAUAUUGGCAGCUUUUGAUGCUACAUUAACAAGAAAAGCAAUGGAUCUUCGAAUAAACGUAAUAUCAUCGUGGGGAAAUCUAGAAAGUGGAAAUGUGUUUUUCUGUUACAAUCUAAUACAGGAGAAGAGGGAAAACAAAGUUAAGACCCCUUGCUCGAAUUUGAUGUCUACCCAGUCGAGCUCCACGUGUGUUCUUGAGAACCCAUCUGACACUUGUUCAGGAGCUAAGAGAAAACUUAGUUUUGAGGGCAGGGAAAAUUGUGCGGCAAAGAAGCUAUACCGGCCUUAG